UCCAGUGUCUCCACUCAGGUCCUGUAAAGAGGAGGAGGAGGACGACAAUGUUUCAAUCCUGACUACACUCGAAUGGAUUGGGUGCUGUGCUGUGAGCGCUGAGACGGUUCGAGUGUCAUUGCAGACAUGGGUCGUGGCGGUGAGACACCUUUCUGUGCUGUGCUCCGCGGGGAGUGUUUUCCCUGUCAGUCCUUCAGCGCUGGAAAUGGCGCUGUGAUGCUGCACGAGGAAGACGCAGUGGAGACGGAAGAAGCCAAGGCGGAAUAAAGAAAUAUAUGAUCACCUAUGCUUUUCUUUGGGUUGGAUUUUUAGUAGCGGUGGACAAUACCAUGGUGAAUUACCAGAAAUAUAUUACUGUUAUGCAGCUGGCUUUGGGGGUGACCGCCUCCAACAAAGAACACUGUCUUCCUCCCAGGAAACGUAUGUGGAUACACCCGAGCCCUACCGCCGGGUCCAUCACAGCCUCCUCCUCCACAAGCACUCUUCAGGGCAAGCCGUCACUGCGGCGCAUCAAGGGCCGCAUCCACCGGAGCAAGAGUCUGGACAGCAUCGACCUCCUGGACGCCCAUAGUACAGCAAUGGAGGAGACUGUCAUAUGGGAACAGCACACAGUCACACUUCACAGGGCACCAGGGUUUGGCUUUGGCAUCGCCAUCUCAGGAGGCCGGGAUAACCCUCACUUCCAGAGCGGCGAGACCUCCAUCGUGAUCUCAGAUGUCCUGAAGGGAGGCCCGGCAGAAGGCCUGCUGCAGGAGAAUGACAGGGUGGUCAUGGUCAACGCCGUGUCCAUGGACAACGUGGAGCACGCCUACGCCGUCCAGCAGCUCCGCAAGAGCGGGAAGAAUGCAAAAAUUACAAUCAGGCGAAAGAGGAAGGUGCACGUGCCCAUGGGCCGGCUGGGCGAGCGGGAAACCAUGUCGGAGCACGACGAGGAGGAGGACAGCUACGACGAGGAGAUCUACGAGACGCGCAGCGCCCGCAGCGGGGCCUACAGCGCCGCCUACAGCGCCGUGGGCGGGGCCACGGGCCGCCGCAGCGGGCGCAGCGGCGGCCGCCGGGACCGUGAGCGGGAGCGCAGUGUGUCCCGGGAGAGGAGCCCGUCCCCGCGCGCCGACCGCCGCGGCCAGCACGUGCCGCCGCCGCCGCGGCCCGCCAAGGUCACGCUCGUCAAGUCCCGCAAGAAUGAAGCAGAAUAUGGCCUGCGCCUGGCCAGCCACAUCUUCGUCAAGGACAUCUCCCCCGAGAGCCUGGCGUUCCGGGACGGCAACAUCCAGGAGGGAGACGUGGUGCUGAAGAUUAACGGCACGGUGACGGAGAACCUCUCCUUGAUAGAUGCCAAGAAGCUGAUAGAGAGGUCAAAGGGCAAGCUAAAAAUGGUGGUGCAGCGGGACGACAGGGCAACGCUGCUCAACAUCCCUGACCUCGACGACAGCAUUCCCUCCGCCAACGCCUCUGACAGGGACGACAUUUCAGAUAUCCAUUCGCUGGCGUCCGACCAUUCCAAUCGAUCACAUGACAGACGCCGCAGCAGCCGUUCCCGCUCUCCCGACCGCCGCUCAGAGCCCUCCGACCACUCCAGACACUCCCCGCCGCAGAUCAGCAACGGCAGUCUAUGGCGCCGAAGUCACAGAAGUCGCGACGAUGAAAGGAUGUCCAAGACUUCUUCCACUGCAAAGAUCGCUGAGGAGAUCCCCCUGCCCAAGCCCAUGGAGUCCUCUGUGUCCCGGGAGGAGAAGCAGCUUCCCCCCCUCCCAGAGCCCAAACCGGUGUACGCCCAGCCCGGCCAGCCGGACGUGGACCUGCCCGUCAGCCCCGCCGACGCCCCCGUGCCCAGCGCCGCCCACGACGACAGCAUCCUACGGCCCAGCAUGAAGCUGGUGAAGUUCAAGAAGGGCGAGAGUGUGGGUCUGCGGCUGGCCGGGGGGAACGACGUGGGCAUCUUCGUGGCCGGGGUGUUGGAGGACAGCCCUGCUGCCAAGGAGGGCCUGGAGGAGGGGGACCAGAUCCUCAGGGUGAACAACGUCGACUUUGCAAACAUCAUCCGAGAGGAGGCGGUGCUGUUCCUCCUGGACCUCCCCAAGGGGGAGGAGGUCACCAUCCUGGCCCAGAAGAAGAAGGACGUGUACCGGCGGAUAGUGGAGUCUGACGUGGGCGACUCGUUCUACAUCCGGACCCACUUUGAGUACGAGAAAGAGUCCCCCUACGGGCUGAGCUUCAACAAGGGCGAGGUGUUCCGCGUGGUGGACACGCUGUACAAUGGCAAGCUGGGCUCCUGGCUGGCCAUCCGCAUCGGCAAGAACCACCAGGAGGUGGAGCGCGGCAUCAUCCCCAACAAGAACAGAGCGGAGCAGCUCUCCAGCGUGCAGUACACCCUCCCAAAGACCGCGGGGGGCGACCGCGCCGACUUCUGGAGGUUCAGGGGGCUGCGCAGCUCCAAGAGGAACCUGAGGAAGAGCCGGGAGGACCUGUCGGCCCAGCCGGUGCAGACCAAGUUCCCCGCCUACGAGCGGGUGGUGCUAAGAGAAGCCGGGUUCCUGAGGCCCGUGGUGAUAUUCGGGCCCAUCGCUGACGUGGCCCGGGAAAAACUAGCCAGGGAGGAGCCCGAUAUCUUUGAGCUUGCAAAGAGCGAACCUAGGGAUGCAGGAACGGACCAGCGCAGCUCAGGAAUCAUUCGUCUUCACACCAUCAAGCAGAUCAUCGACAGAGACAAGCACGCAGUGCUGGACAUCACGCCCAACGCGGUGGACCGGCUGAACUACGCCCAGUGGUACCCCAUCGUGGUGUUCCUGAACCCUGACAACAAGCAGGGCGUGAAGAACAUGAGGACCCGUCUGUGCCCCGAGUCCAGGAAGAGCGCCCGCAAGCUGUACGAGCGCGCCAUCAAGCUGAGGAAGAACAACCACCACCUCUUCACCACAACCAUCAACAUGAACAACAUGAAUGAUGGCUGGUACGGCGCGCUGAAGGAGACCAUCCAGCAGCAGCAGAACCAGUUGGUCUGGGUGUCGGAGGGCAAGGCGGACGGGGCGCCAGAGGACGACCUGGACAUCCACGACGAUCGGCUGUCCUACCUGUCAGCACCGGGCAGCGAGUACUCCAUGUAUAGCACAGACAGCCGCCACACCUCGGAUUACGAGGACACGGACACGGAGGGCGGGGCCUACACCGACCAGGAGCUGGACGAGACGCUGAACGACGAGGUGGGCCUGCCCACCGAGCCCGCCAUCACCCGCUCCUCCGAGCCCGUCCGGGAGGACCCGCCCGUCAUCCCGGACACGCCCGCCUACCCCGGGUACCAGCAGCCCGACCCCGCCCACCGCCUCGACCCGGCCGGCUUCAAGAUGGCUGCCCCACAGCAGCAGGACGAGGCCGCUCUGGCCACGCCCCCUGGGGCGGAGCACCCCACGCAGCUCGAGGGCUCCCGCCUCGAGGGGGCCGGCGUCCCUCUGCAGGCCGACUUACUUAGCAGCCCCAGCCCUGUCCCCGAGCUAAAUCAGCCCCCACCACCACCACCUCCUCCUCCGCCACCUCCACAUGAACCCCUCCUGUGCGGGCAGCCUGGUCCAGAACCAAAGAUGUACAAGAAGGACCUGUACAACAUGGAUGACCCCGUGCGCGUGAACCACGGCAUGAAGCAGUCGCUGAGCUACAGCCACCAGCCGUCGUUCCAGGACAAACAGCCAUACCGCGACAGCGAGCACCCGCCCUACGGCUACGACGCCAGCGGCGGCUACGGCGAGCCCAAGCCCCACACCUUCGACCCCCACCCGCACUACGACAGCCGCGUGCCCCACUACCAGGACCAGUGGGCCCCCUACGACCAGCAGACCUCGGCCCCGCCCGCCGGCGGCUACCAGCAGGGCCACCAGCCGACCUCGGCCCCGCCCACCCCCUACCAGCCGGGGCCCCAGCAGCCCGGGGGCUACCACCAGCGGUCCCCCUACGAGGACGGCCCCGGGAAGGAGUACAGCCCCCCCCAGGCCCGCUACGACGAGCCCCCCCCUGCGCUGGGCUACGACGGCCGCCCCCGCCACACCAAGCCCCCCGGGCCGGGCCGCUACGACGAGGCCCCGCCCCCGGGGCCCUACGACGCCCGCUCGCCUUACGAGGCCGAGCAGGCCCACGGCUUCCCCGGGGCCAGCUCGCCGCGCUCCCCGGACCCCCCCAAGCAGUACUACGGGGACGCGGCCCCCCGGCCCGCCUACAACCCCGGGCCCCCCAACCGGCUGUACAAGUCGGGGCACGAGGCGGGGCUGAACUGCGAGGGGCCCCUGAAGGGGGACGGUGGCGGCCAGUCCCCUGGGGAGCCGGGCGGCAAGGGCCCGCUGCCCCGGGACGAGCAGGAGGACGACCCGGCCAUGAAGCCCCAGUCGGUGCUCAACAGGGUCAAGAUGUUCGAGAACAAGCGCUCGGUGUCUGUGGACCGGGCCAAGGACGGAGGGGACCCCUCGGCCCCCAGGCCCGCAGACGUCCCCAGGCCGGUGAUGGCGCCCGGCCCCGUGCUCAAGGCCAACUCCCUGAGCAACCUGGAGCAGGAGCGGCCAUGCUACAGGGCCCCUGAGCCCCAGAAGCCCCACCCUAAGGACGAGGGCCGCCCCAACCACUUCGACCCUGACGAGGACGAGGAGUACUACAGGAAGCAGCUGUCCUACUUCGACCGGCGGAGCUUUGACAGCAAGGCCAUGAGCCAGCCCGGGCCCGCCAUCAACCGCUUCCACGACAUGCCCAAACCAGGCCAGCUGUCCUACCACUACAACAGGGUGGAGUCCAUGGAGAAGGUGAGUCCGGUGGAGAAGAGGUACGACCCCAUGCACGUGAUGAGCCCCACCUCCCAGUACGGACCCCCGCAGACCCCCGCCAUCCCCCCAAACUCUCUGCCCAAACUUGGCCCCAACGAGGUGAACUCCAUCCCCGACGUGCUGAGCCCCCCCAAGCCCGAGGCGGUGGCCCUGCGUCCAGCCGGCCGGGACGACCUGGCCCAGGGGGGCUACUUGCCCCCCCGCGGGGGCGGCCUCGCGGACAAGUCCCCCGUCAACGGCACCGAGGCCCCCCCCAAGGCCCUGGGCGCCCCCACCCCCGCCAGCUACAACCGCUACGUCCCCAAGCCCUACACCAGCUCCGCCCGGCCCUUCGAGCGCAAGUUCGACAGCCCAAAGUUCAACCACAACCUGCUGCCCAACGACACGGCCAAGCCCCCCCCCCUGGGGCUCAGCGGCAGCAGCAACAACAACGGCAGCAAGCCGCAGCUCUCCCCCCAGCCCUUGGACCACGACAGUGGCCUGGACACCUUCACACGCACCAUGGACAACCGGCCAAAGUACCAGCACAACAACGUCAGCGCCGCGCCCAAAGCCAUCCCCGUCAGCCCCAGCGCCCUGGAGGACGAGGACGAGGACGAAGGCCACACGGUGGUCGCCACGGCCCGCGGCAUCUUCAACUGCAACGGUGGCGUGCUGAGCUCCAUCGAGACGGGCGUCAGCAUCAUCAUCCCCCAGGGCGCCAUCCCCGACAGCGUGGAGCAGGAGAUCUACUUCAAGGUGUGCCGCGACAACAGCAUCCUGCCGCCGCUGGACAAGGAGAAAGGGGAGACGUUGCUGAGCCCCCUGGUGAUGUGUGGCCCUCAUGGACUGAAGUUCCUGAAGCCGGUGGAGCUGCGCCUGCCUCACUGUGCGUCUAUGACCCCAGAUGGUUGGUCUUUUGCUCUAAAAUCCUCUGACUCCUCGUCGGGUGACCCCAAGACCUGGCAGAACAAAUCCCUCCCUGGGGACCCCAACUACCUGGUGGGCGCAAACUGUGUCUCUGUGCUCAUCGACCACUUCUGAGGUGUGACAGCUGGUCUGUUGGUGUGCGUGGAGGGCAGGGGGAGGCCCCCCCCGCGCCGCUCCUCUGCUGUGCUCCCUCCAUGGCCUCCGGGGCUGAGCCACACCGCCCGAGGAAGUAUGGAACUGGAAACAACACUCGCACUGUUUACUGUGUCCCUCCCCUCGCAAACGACCAGAGAACCAUCACAAGUCCACCCUGGAACGAGUCCAGACCCCCCGUUAGACCGGGCGCCCCCCCGGCCCUCCGUGGCUGUAACCCCCCCCUGUUCCUUUGGUUUCAUUUAUUUUUAUGUUUUUGGUGCUUUGAAGGCUUGCAAAAAAAAGUAUAUCUUUAAGGAUUUAACACAAAAAAAACGAAUUAUAUGAAAAAAACGGAACUGUUGUUGGAAUGCAUGACCAGUGCCGCAGACUGAAUAAUCUUCAGAUUGACAUUUUUUGUCUAAUUUUUUCUAAAGGUGAGGAGCAGAGCAAGAAAAAGGAAACUAG
Molecule: messenger RNA, 6308 nt
Organism: Gadus chalcogrammus (walleye pollock)
Lineage: Eukaryota; Metazoa; Chordata; Actinopteri; Gadiformes; Gadidae
Gene: tjp1b
Product: tight junction protein 1b
Exons: 30
Coding region: 276-5822 (1848 amino acids)
Biological process (GO): protein localization to cell-cell junction; cell-cell junction organization; establishment of endothelial intestinal barrier
Cellular component (GO): bicellular tight junction; plasma membrane
Molecular function (GO): cell adhesion molecule binding
Source: RefSeq, a predicted model, not a curated record